CCAUCAAGCUCUCUAAGACCAACCAACUACGGAGUAGUAUAGUUUCGUCGGCCUGACCCCAUCCCCAACAAUGCCUUACAUUCUCAUCCCAUUGGCACAUUCCCUAUGAUCAUGGUUCCACCAAUCCAAUUCCUGCGCACCUACCACACGUGUGACCGUCCGAUUCCAGCCGGCACCCCGUCCGAUCCUUGAUUACAGCAGUAUUACAGCGAUGCGUCUUCAGGUAAAAGGGUCAGGGGAUGAACCCGUGUUCCCGUGGAACCGAACAUCCGUGCCUCCUCGCUGCCCACAUCAUGGCUGAUCUUCCCGUUCUCAUCGUCGGUGCAGGCAUCAGUGGCCUUCUUCUGGCCCAGCAUCUCCAAAAGCUCGGUGUCCCUUACAAGAUCUUCGAGCGCGAUGCCGCCAUCGACGCACGGAGCGGGGGUUGGGGGUUGACGCUUCAUUGGGCGCUCCCUGCACUGCGGGAACUCCUACCGGACCACCUCGUGCAACGCCUCCCAGAGGCAUAUGUCAACAAGGCGGCUGCUGCUCGCGGUGACACCGGUCGCUUUUCGUUCUUUGACCUGAAAACCGGAUCUGCGUUGUACAGCGUUCCAGCUGCGGAGCGGAUUCGGGUCAGUCGUGUCCGAUUGAGGCAGCUGGUGGCCACGGGGCUCGAUGUUCAGUGGAACAAAACUCUCCAAAAUAUCGAGUCCACCGCCGAUACCGUCACCGCGCAUUUCGCAGACGGAACCUCCUACACAGGAUGCCUCUUGAUCGGCUGCGAUGGAUCGCGAUCCCCCACCCGCGAGAUCUUGUACCCGGACAGCCAUGAGAUGAAUCCACUACCGGUGCAGAUCCUCGGCGCAGCUACUCUGUAUACAGCAGAGGAGAUGGCAGGGGCUGCAGAGAUUGAUCCAUUCAUAUUUCAGGGCUCGCAUCCUGAAUCUAACGUCUUUCUCUUCUUCAGCAUACUCGAUACUCCCAACAACUUCGUCGAAAGCAGCAAAGACAAAUAUGAAUGCCAGAUCAUAUUAUCAUGGGCAGAUUCCAAGGAAAUCGCAGUCCCCAGCGACAACGGGGAGCGACUCGCCCUCAUGAAAUCCUUGGCCUCGGACUGGGCGGAGCCAUUCAGGACCCUAGUCCAUCGGUUACCUGAGAACACGGAGGCACGGUCAAUCCGCAUCGCGGACUGGAUGUUCCGACCGCUGCAAAAUCGCUCGCACCCCAGGGUUGUGCUGAUGGGUGAUUCGGCGCAUACGAUGACUAUGUACCGUGGAGAAGGGGCCAAUAAUGCCAUCGUCGAUGUACUGGAUCUGACCCAACGUGUGGAUAUGCGUUCGCUAGGAUCCAUGUCGACACAAGCGCUGCGAGAUGCAUUGGACGCCUACGAGAACGACGUCUUCAGGCGCGCAGAGCCUAGUGUACUUAACUCGCGCCAGGCCUGUGUCGAUGCUCAUGACUUCACACGUAUCCUAGACGAGAGUCCCCUAGUAUCAGCCCGCGUGCUGAAGGAGGAUACCACGGAGCAAUAGUCUUAGCCAGAGAAUCAUCACAGUGUUGCGGGGAGGCAGCAUAGAUAAUUCCUUCAAUAAAUCACAAACAUAAUAAUUCUAUGCUUCACCAGAAC
Molecule: messenger RNA, 1609 nt
Organism: Aspergillus welwitschiae
Lineage: Eukaryota; Fungi; Ascomycota; Eurotiomycetes; Eurotiales; Aspergillaceae
Product: FAD-dependent oxidoreductase
Exons: 5
Coding region: 240-1514 (424 amino acids)
Molecular function (GO): FAD binding
Source: RefSeq, a predicted model, not a curated record